GGGGCGUUUAGGUUCCGUACACAAAUAUGGCGGCCUCCACUGUCUGAGCUUUUCCUAUCCUGUGGUGGUUGUACUACUCGGAGAGGUCGGGAGCACAUCCUGAAGAAAUCAAAGCGCCCCCCCCGCCCACUUCAGAAAGGUGCGAAGUUGGACCUAAAGGAGCCCGUUUGGCAGAGUCACCCUCUCCGUACAACAAGAUGGCGCCUCCCUAGCAUCAGGAGGAAGCGAUGCGGUGCAGAAGAGCUUACUGACCUCUUCAGCGAACCUAUCCGCCACUCAGAUGGGCUGCGAAGAGCUACGCGAUUGGGCGAGAGUCGGACAGUCGAGACGAGUAGGUUAGAGUGCGCCGUUGUGGUGGUCUGUUUCUGUAAGGAGACAGCCGUGGUCGCCCCUGAAUCUUGAGCGGGGGCAGAAUGGACGCGGGUGAGAGAAGGGAAAUGUCUGGGUUGCUGGAAUGGGGAGGCUGUUCGGGGGCCGGCGGGGGGCUUUCUUUGUGUCUGUGGCUCAGGGCGAUUGGGGUGUGAAAGGGUGGAGGAUCGGUCUGUUUUUCAGGAGAAGCUGGUGUUGCGGGAUGGGCUAGGGAGAGGGUCGUUCAAAGAGUGGGGAGAUGGAAGGGGGGCGCUCUGUGUCGGGGGCACAAGAGGUCGUGUCUCAAAAAAGAGAGGGGGACACACUUCCUUUAUUGAAGAGGUCAUUGGGUAAAGUUGUUAAAAGGAGUCAGGCGAACGUGGGACUUCGCCUCCCGGUCUCGUUUCUGUAAUACACACACAGCUUGCUAUGGCAUUGUAUGCUAUUUAUGCAUUCCCUGCCCAAGCCAGCCUGUUUUUUGUCUUCCUAGCAUUAGCAUAGAAUGGUGUUUUCAGUCCACAGUGCUGACGCUUCAUCGCCGGUGGGUGCUGUGACCUAGUGAAAUAUGCCAGGGUUAAAAGUUUUAUGAAGUUGACAAGAACUUGGGAAUUAGUGGGAGUUGGUGAAGUUUGCGUGUGAGGCCUUGUAAGCUGAAAGUCUGUUUUUGUUUUUUUGCUCCCCGACAUGUUGCUGCAGUGGAUUCUCCUUGGGGCAUUGUGGGACAGUGCGGCUCCAUGACAGCUGGUUAUAAUACUAUGUCCAAGUGCUACAACUAAGAUGGAAAAACCGUGAGGAUAGUAAAGAAUAAGAUAGCGAAUCAAGUAACUCUCUUAUUCUUCAUCCCCUCCUUGAACUUCCCCAGUAGGUGGAAAAACAUGUGAUAGUCAAGGACUGAAGUUCUUAGGUCCGCCCCCCCCCCUAAAUAAGAUAACUUAAGCAAGUACACACACAUUCUUAAAUCUGUGCCCUACUGAACUUUGUUGAAAGCCCCUAGGUGCCUCCCAGAUAACUGAUCAUUUCUGACAGAAAUGCACAGUAUUCUCUUCCCCCCCUACUGGCAUACCCCUACUGAUCAACUGUCAUGUAGUAAUCAGUUGUUCUGAAUCCAUCAUGGUAUGAAAUGUAUGGCUCCUAAAACUAUACAAAUACCCUACAAAAAUAUGUGCUCUUUAUUCCAUGGCAGCCCUAUCUGUUGGAAUUUUGAUCAAGCCAUAUGAAGUGAAAAUAAUUAGAAUUAGUUGCAAUACAGUAUUAGAGUCAUUUGAUUGCAGGUAACCUGUUUCCUUCAGCCAGAAUGCUUGAGGGCAACUCAGAAUUGUGUCUGUGAUCACUUGCCUUGUGGAAGAAGAUUCCUCGUUCAGAUCAAAUUGUUGGCUUUUACUUGCUGUGUAUUUGAUGUCAGCCACAUUUUUUAAAAUUACAUUUGUAUUCUGCCUGGUCUCUCAGGAGUUCAGAGUGGUAUUUUAGUCUCCCAGAAGCCCUGUAAAAUGGGCUAGACUGAAAAAUAGUAAUCUGUCCAGCACUACAGAGUGAGCUUUACAGCUAAAGACCAAACUAUUAACACAGUUUGUCCUAGUAUGUCUGUCUGUGUCUGUGGUUUUUUGAUUUUUAGAAAUACCUGGUGUGUGAGAGCUGUUUCAGGACUAUAGUGUGGCAAAGGCAUAAAGUCACCCUUUCCUCCAUGCCGUGGUUCAGUCCAGCUGGGUUUGUAUUGUGUGCAAGCUAUUUUUUAAACAGGCAAACAGCCAUAAAAGGGUUGAUGGUGGUAAUAAUGUCAUGACUACUUUGGCUGUUAUUGGGUUUCCCAUAUCCAACUCUCUAGCCACUGCACCUACUGGCCACCUGUAGAAGGUUAUUGUUAUUAUUAUUAUUAUUAUUUACAGUUUUGCUCUUCUGUUUUCUGUUGGUUGGUCACAUGCUGAAGUCAUGCAAAAGGGCACCCUGGGGCCUUUGUGGGUUUGGUGGUGGUAAAUUUUAAAAAGAUUUUCCCCAAUUUCAUCCCAGUCAUAUUUUGACAUAUUUAAGAAUUUGGGCUUAUCUCCAGUGCCUGAACACUAACCAAUAAUUUGCUUACUUUCUUGAAACUGGCACUAUGAUAAACACUUUAUUUUAACAUCGGUUGCUAAGGAUCAGUUGCCCAAGAAGUUGCUCUUGAGCUAGUGAAGUGAUGGCUCAGUAAUUGAGGUUGCUUUCUUUAUUGUAGCUUGGCAUUCCAGAAACACUAACAGUUUAUUUUGUUCUGAUCUUUGACUAUAAUCAUUGAGACAUGAAUAAGAUUUUCUCAUUACUAAGAGUCUUAACAAUGGCCAUUCUUUAUCAAGCCUGGCCAUUCUAGCUGUGGAAGUUGCAAAGCAGAUAGAACAAGUGGUUUUGAGUUUUUUCAUGUUGCCUAGGUUCACAGACAGCUGUGAGAAUGAUGUACCAUUUCCCAGAGUGUAAUGGCAGUUCCUUGUUAUAUUUCAUUUUUUGUCCUUCCUUUGACGUGUAAUAUAGAAUCAUUUGUCUGUAAAAAUGAUGGCUGUGUCCGGAUAGGCGAUGCUUUGACCAGUGAAAAUAACUGUGCAUGAAUAGCCUAUAAUGGUGGUAAUUGGCCUGUGUUAUUUAUUUAUUUUUGGAUUUGCUUCCUAUGAAACUUAUUGAAGCAAUUUCACAACACAAUAAAAACAGUUAAAACAAUUGCAUAUAUAAAACAAUUUCAAAUAAAUUCAGAUGCUGACAAUGGAGACUCUGCCUGUCUGAUAUAUAAUGGGAGGGAUUUCCAAAGGGUAGGUGCUGCCAUAUUAAAUGUCCAGUUCUCGCACUGUGUGGAACACCCUUCCUGAUAAGAUGGCAUCUCUUUGUUUUAAGUCACUUUGAGUCACUUUUGUGAAAACAACAAAUAUUGAUGGGGGUAAAUAAACUGGAUGCUUUCUUUGCCGGUUUGUGACUAUUUACUACUAGUACUACUACUACUAAUUUUAUUAUUUGUAUGCUGCCCAUCUGACUGGGUUUCCCUAGCCACUCUGGGCAGCUCCCAACAGAAAAAUAAAAAUACGUUAAAACAUCAAACAUUACAAAUUUCCAAUAAUAAUAACAUAAUACGUCCAGAAUAGAGAAAACUAUGUUGACUGCAUCACUACAAAUCUGGACUUCCUGAUUGCUUCCACUUUGUUAAAACUAUGUUUGUGAGAGUCCUAUUUCCUUUGGAUGAAAGAAAGUAUGGUGAUAUAAUAUAUGAGGUGCCAGUUGAGGGAAUAAAAAAAUAGAUAUUAAACAAAAAUGAGUGAAGAUCAUACAAUAGAAUAGAAAUAAUAAUACUUACAGUACAUGGGUUCUGGUGAGAGGAGGGGGGAUUUUUACUCUCCCUUUUAUGGAUGUCAGUGUGCUCAUUGCAAAAUAAAUCAAAUAAUUAUAUUUAAUUUAUUUCCCGCCCAAAUAUUCUAAUUUUGGGGGGGAGGGGAUAAAAUAAAUAUAAUCAGCAGCAGCAGGUUGCCAUCUCCUGGAUGAUCUUUUAGCUUUCUAUGUAUAGUUGAGUCCUUUUGAUUGCUUUUCUGACUCCUUGCCACAGUUAAUUGACAAGAGUUUUUCCUUGUACUGUACACUUGGUAAGGUUGCCAGAAGUUAUUUGUUCCAGAGCAGCCCCAUAGAAGUCAACAGAUGAAAGAUACUGCAGCUGGCACAACAAGCUAAUAAUCUAAACCAUGUGCUUGUGUAUGCUGGGACCAUCUUUCUGCUGCUUAUCAUCAUACUAACUUCUUGACCACAGUAUCAUGUGGUUUAUAAUAUAUAUCAAUCUUGAUAUUGAAACAUCUUAAUGCAGAGGAAUUAUUGAUAUGUGACUUGAUGGGCAUCCUCACUGUCUGGGAACAGAAUAUAAUAAACAAGCAGUGGGGCAUGAUGCCCUCUAAGGUGAGGCUGCAGAGCAUGUGAAAUUUGAACUGAAUGUAUGAUCUGGAGAUCUAUUGAUUUUUUGACUACACAAAAUGAAGAAGGUCAAGGAGAGAAAGAUGUGACAUUGAGGGGCAUAUUUGCUUCAGAACCUUGAUUUGUUCAUGUUGAUUCAGAUUCCUAGGAAAGGGCUGUAUGGUUCCUUUGGUGUUGCUAAAGAGGCCUAGAAUUUUCUCUUUUUAUAGAUUUCAGCCUCCUGCUACUUGUUCAUCUUGUUACUUUUACUGUUGCAGAUACAGUGGUACCUCGGGUUACAUACACUUCAGGUUAAAUACGCUUCAUUUUACAGACUCCGCUAACACAGAAAUAGUGCUUCAGGUUAAGAACUUUGCUUCAGGAUAAGAACAGAAAUCGUGCUUCAGCGGCGCAGCAGCAGCAGGAGGCCCCAUUAGCUAAAGUGGUGCUUCAGGUUAAGAACAGUUUCAGAUUAAGAACGGACCUCCGGAACGAAUUAAGUACUUAACCCGAGGUACCACUGUAUGAGUAAAUUGGGGAACGGUUAUAUUUGUUUAUCAGAUUUCUUUCCUACAUUGGAUCCCAGGGUAGGCUGCAACAAUAUAAAAUACAAUAUGUCAAUAAAAUACAGUUAAAAAGCAUUUAAACAGGUCCAUCUCUCAUGUAAACCCCAAUAUACUCCGGUGACUUAGACAAGUGGUUCUCAAAGUGGGUGGCAGGCAUGCCAACUCCUAGGAGUUGGAAGUGUUUUCAACUCCCUUGAAAUCAGCUGGCAGGGGGCCGGGCCCCCUCAAUGCUGAGGGGGUAGAGGAGGCCGAGUGAGGAGCCGAGCGUGGCUGGUUCCUCCUGAACAUGAGAGAGGAAGCCAUGCCACACUGGGCUCUGCCUUCUCCUGUCAAUGCAACGUGUGCAUGAUGUCACACACUUGCAAUGUGCACUGGGGCCCCUCAAUCUUAAGUGUAAGGCAGUUCCUCUGCUAGAUGGUGCCCACCUGGGAGGGCAGUGGGAUUACCUGGGGGGAGCACAAGAGGCAGGGGCACUGCAGGUGUAAAUGACUAUCAGCCUUUGAAAAGCUGGUAUCUUUGGAUCAGGGUCGUCAAUUUUGCCGACUUAAUUAAACUAUAUAUUUUGAAUUGGAUUUUGAAUACGGUAAAUGUGCAGUUGUUACUGUUUUGAAUUUUAUUGUGCGAGUAUCUUCUUUAGUGGGUUGUGCAAACUGCUAUUCUGAGUAAUGCUUUUUACGGGAUAAGAUAAGGGACACUGGAGAGGGGUUUUUAGAACCAAGGGGGAGGUACGAAAACAUUUGGGACCCACUGCUUAGACUAAAGGAAGAGUUCUGUCUUCAACUGGUACCACAAAACAGGCAAAGUAAACACCAGCCAAGCUUCAAGAGAAGAGUGUUCCACAACCAGGACACCAUUGCUAAGAAGGCCCUCUGGCAGUGUAGCAUGGAAUAAGUGUUGGAGUGUCUAUUUUGCUCCCAAUAAAAGUGAAAUGUAAGACAGGUUCCUAAUCUGUAAAUUGGGAGUGAAAUAGCACUUCUGGGGAUGAGGGAGUCUUCCUUGCAGCCUAAAUCCCUGAAGGGUUAUGAGGAGUGAAGUGUGUAAAUUUUGAAAAUUGCAUAAUAUUCUUCUCAUCUAACUCAAGGAAAGUUGUAGCCUUCAGCUUUUUCCCUCUGAGUUGUUCUUGCUCUGUUACCUUAUCUCCUGUUGCUCCUCCUAUCUUUAUUGUUCUUUCUCCAAAAAAACUGAAACCGAAAAAAGUGCAGCUGGUGGCUUUGGUGUGACCCACCGGUUGAAAACCACUUGAGAACGUACAAUGAAAGACCAGAAUCUAGAUGUAAGUGGCUGGAUUCCAGCAGAGUAUCUAUCUUGGCAGACAGUGAACAGAAAAUUCAGCUUGACAUGGAGCAAUGUAUGUCAUGUUGUUCAUAAAUUGGCUACUGGUUCUUUUGCUGUGUGUUUGGGUGUGAGUAAUGAUGAUGAGGCCACUCCCACUAUUGGCUUGUCUUGUGUCUACAUAUGCUGGAAAAGGAAGAAAUGAAAUGUUGAGGUUUUAAGAUUAGUGAUGGGCAGAUCAGUUCAUAAGCGUGCAUUUAUCAAUCCAUUCUUUUCUAUGUUGGUGUGGUGCUUUUAAAAAUCUUUAUGAAAAUGCACAUUUAAAUAUGGAUUUUUGAACUUAUUUUCUCCCAAAAUAUAUUUAGAAAUGUGCAUUUUAUCUGAAACCACACAUUAAAAAAAAUCUUUUUAAUACCUCUUUGAGUAAGGAAACUGCAUUGCAAAAAUCUGGUAGGUAUAACCUCCAAACCUUAGCUACAUGUUGAUCCUUACAUGCAGGGACAAAAGCCUCAAAAGAUUAGUGACGGUCUUGUGUAUUUUUGUUUUUGAACAGCUACGCUCACGUACGAUACUCUCAGGUUUGAGUAUGAAGACUUCCCGGAAACCAAAGAGCCUGUUUGGAUCCUGGGGAGAAAAUAUAGUGUAUUAACAGGUAUUUGAAGGGCUAUAAAUACUCCAGUCAGCUGUGUUGCUAACUCUACUUUUUGAAGGAUUGGGGUAUAUGUUUGUGGCUUUGAUUUAACAGCUUGCCUUUCUCUUUUCCCUUCUUAACUACCUCCACUGAAUAUUCAUAGAGAGAGCAGUCAUCAUUCAAAUACCGAUGUACAGUCCAUCCUCCUUCCCCAUUUUCCUGAAUGAGCUUAGGCUCUGGAAUCUAAAGGCUAAAAUAAAGAGAGAGAGAGAGCUCCUAAUAAAAGAUGAAAUGUUAAUGUGUAUUCUCCCACAUGCAUACUGUAUUAGUCUUGGCUUAGUUGUCUUGUAACUUUUGUAGUCUGUAGUCCAGAGAGCUGAUGAACCUAAAAGAUUCCUUAACCUCCCUAAAAGGAACCACUUUUUAAAAAAACUUUUCUUGGUUUGGUUAAUUAAUUCAGUGACAGUACCACUGAAUCAGCACAGUGUCAACGCACUUCCAGAAAAAAUGACAUUUGGUGUUUUCACUUCUUUAGAGAAAGAGGAGAUCCUGUUAGACGUGACCUCUCGUCUUUGGUUCACAUACAGAAAAAGCUUUCCUGCCAUUGGUAAGUAGGAGAGUUCAUUCACUCUGUUACACCAUAAAUGAAGGUGGUUUAUUUCUUUGUACCCAAUUGCCCCUUAGCCCAGUGAUGACAGCAGGGAUCAUGUGUUGAGUUGUGCUCCCAAAAUCUGAAAGCCCUGUUCUGCUCUUUGGAGGGUGGCAUAGAAGCAUGUUGCUCUGCUAGGUUCUGGAAAGCAACUUUACUUCUUCCUCUGUUGUGAUGUGACAUUUGAUUCUAUUUCUGGUAUUCAUAGAAAAAGGAAAUGUGCUCCCACCUUGAAAACAGGAAACACACACAAAAAAUGCAGAAGUUGAAAAAUACAAAGGAAGCUUGUUUUGGAGGUCGGGUGUGUGAUGCUUAGAAGUCUAUUCCCAGAAUAAUUUAUUUGUUGCAUAUCUGUAUACCCAUACCCUGGGAUCACUUGUUGGGUGAAAGGUGGAUUAGGGAUGAAAAGAAACAUGAAAUAGAUCAAUACUUGACUUGCAAAAGAGGAAAAUAGCUUAUAUUACUUAAAACAAUUUGACGAUAUGUUACUUUCAAUAACAUUGCUAUUGGAUUUUUUUAAAAUGCUCUGGAAGCCAAAGUUGAUAGUUCUAAAGAAUGCUGAGGAUGGAGAGAAUUUUCAAGAAGGUGACAACCCAUUCCAUUUUAAGGUGUUAAAAAUAAUAAUUAGAAGUAUAGGUGGAAAUUAAUGUUUUCUUAUAGGGUUAGGGUUACAUGGAAAGCAUUAUACUGAGUCAGACCUUUGGUCUAUCUAGCUCACUAAUGUCUAUACUGAUUGCCAGUGUAGUGUGUUCUAGACAGAGGACAUUCCCAGCUGUACCAGGAGAUACCAUGGAUUGAUUCUGGGACCCUCUGCAUAUAAAGAUAUUCUACCACUGAAUUAGGGCAGUGUGUGAAACUCCCAUUGUUCUAGGUGCAUUUUGCAACUGGGAAUUUCAUUAGUGUGAGCAGUUUCUGAGCUCUGGGUGCAGUACUGCACCUAAGAUUUCAGAUUAAAACUGAAGAGUGGAAGAAAAGGAGGACCUUUUUCUGCCUCCCUUACUUCCAGCUACUCUCUGAAGACUGGAGAAGACACCCUUUUAAGAAUAUUAGGGGGGUGGGCAUGGGAAGGACUAGACCAGGGGUAGGCAACCUAAGGCCCAUGGGCCGGAUGCGGCCCAAUUGCCAUCUCAAUCCAGCCCGCUGACGGUCCGGGAAUCAGCGUGUUUUUACAUGAGUAAAAUGUGUCCUUUUAUUUAAAAUGCAUCUCGGGGUUAUUUGUAGGGCAUAGGAAUUCGUUCAUUCCCUCCCCCCCCAAAAAAAAAAUAUAGUCCGGCCCACCACAUCGUCUGGGGGACGGUGGACCAGCCCACAGCUGAAAAAGGUUGCUGAUCCCUGGACUGGGCCAUGCGAAAAAUGAGCAUAAUACUUUAGCUGCUGUUCAUUCAUUUUCAGCUUUGUAUUCUUGUUAUAAAAAAAAGUGCCUAGACAUUCCGUUGUUGCACCUAUAAGCUAGGUUUAACGUUCCAUUUAGUACUAACUUUCAUAUCUCAGUUUCUAACACUGAAUUAGGGUCAUUACCCUUCUCCCAAGUUAUGACCAUGGGGGAUUGGGACAUUCAGUUUGUAUACUUAGAAGUUGUUUCUUCUUACAAUGGCUACAAAAUAUCUGUAGCUCUUUUUCCAAUACUAUGUGUAAUCCGGGUUCAAUUCAAUAAAAACGUGUGUAUGUGUGUUACAUAAAUAUAUUUUACUUCCUCUAAUUUUUGCAUUUGUUUUUCUGAGCUGAAGAGAAGACCAAUAUGAUACAGUGCAGUCCUAUGAAUGCCAAUGCAGAAAUAAGUCAUACUGUGUUCAGUGGGUCUUAACCCCAACAAAUGUAAAUAGGAUUACAGCCAUAGCCGGGUUUCUGGGCUUUCCAACCUAUGCCUGCUCAGGUAUACAGCAAAAAUCACAUUGCCUCAUACCACAUAUGCCACACGUGCCACUAUGGUUGGUUUCUGUUCUUUCUUUUUGGUUGCAGGGGGAACAGGUCCUACAUCUGACACUGGCUGGGGCUGCAUGUUAAGGUGCGGUCAGAUGAUCUUUGCUCAGGCCUUGGUUUGCAGACACUUAGGCAGAGGUAAGUCAAAUCCCCCCCGAAACAAAUGAAUAUGGUACUGUGACAAUGUGAUAUGUUUGUGUGUUCAGAUACCAAAAAGGCCUUUUAAAAGCUGUAUUUAAACUGUGAUGAACUGGACAAUAAAGCUGUCCCUUAAUAAAAUAUUCCAGUUCAGCCUUAGUAGCACCAUCUCCUUCAUAAUAGAUAUUAUGUUGGGUAAAAGUGCAAUUCACAAGGGACAUGCUAACCUACAGUUAUUUUGGUGGUGGGUCAACUUGCUUGCUCCUUGCAGUGUGAAGUGUUUUUUGAGCAUGGAUUUGUCACAGUAGGAAUAAAUCAUUGCUGUUAGUGCUACAUGACAGGAAUGCAAGUAAACACUCAACUGGAGGGUGUUAAAACAAGACUGAGGUGUCUUUCGCUACCCAGAGACCACACUGGAAAGUAAAAUGUUGAUUUUGCUUUCCUUUUCUUUGCCAAAUGGUUUUGUUUAAUAGUUCGGGAUUAUAGUCUUCAAUAUUCUUUGUCAUUUUUUGUGAUGUUGUGAAAACAAAUAAUGUGUGGAGUUGAGAAAAUUGAUUAGAUCUUCUAUAUCUCAGAUUGGAGGUGGGUGAAAGGGAAGAAGCAAAUGGAAAACUAUUACAAUGUUCUAAAUGCCUUCAUUGACAAAAAAGACAGCUACUACUCAAUCCACCAAAUAGGUAAGAUGGAUACCUAUGCUGUGUUUCUAUGCCUUCCUUGCAGUAAGGAGUUCCCAAUUUUUAUUUUUUUGAGGGAAACUACUUAUAAAUUGCACUGUUAACUAUAUACUAAGAAUGUGGACUGUGUUUAGACAGUAAACUCAUGCCAACUAAUGAGGACAAUGGUAUAUUCAAAGCAUCUGUUGCUGUUGCUGUAAAUGAACAAAACAACAUAUGUUGUUUGUGCUGUUCAGAAAGAGAGGUCGUUAUGUGAGUUUUGGAGGAGGAGGAGGAAACAUGGUGAAGGAGGUGAUUCAGAUUUCACAUUUUAUGGAACUAGGUGAUCUAGAUGUGGGCCAUUUCAGAAUUAUGCUCGUUUCUAUAAUAGUGCAAUCCUAUAUAUAUCUACUCAGAAGUAAACACCAUUGGGCUCAGUGGGACUUUCUACCAGGUGCAUAGAACUGUUCCUGAAGUCUUACUUGUCAGUGAGUUACCUGUAUUUUUCCUUUGUAGCUCAUGUAGACAACACUAUAGCCCAUGCAAUUAGACUUUUAUCAUUUCCUAUUGUAAAUCUUGUCCCAGAGAAGAAGGCUCUAAUCAAGAGAUUUUACUCUGCAGGGUAGGCUACUGUACAGUGAGAUAGACCUUCAACUUCCUUUCAUCUAUAACAAUACAAACAAGAUAUCCUGGCACAUCUACUUCACAGAAUGUGGGGUGAAAUGCACACAAAGUGAAACCCAGUGAGACUUUCUUGAAUAGCCUUCUAUUCAAAAUCUUCAUGCUUCUUCUGAGCAAUCAAAUUACUAGGGAGCCAUUAGAAAUCUAUUUGUUUUUAAUUUUUAAAAAGUCCACUGUGGUUUGACCUUUGAUAUUGCCCUAAUAUUGUCCUGCUCACAAACAAAUGAAGACAAUGGUAUAUUUUAAAAAACUGUAUGCUUUAUAUCUGGUGCCAGAGAACAACUCUUGCUGAAUGUUUUCACUAGACAAAGUCCCUUGUGAGUCUGUCUCUGACAGCUGUAUAUAUCACGUAAAUGGUCUUGUGAAUCCACUUUUGGAUGGAUGGACCUCCUCCAUAUUUAGUGACCAUCUGAUACUAGGUACUCUCAACUUCAUUAGGAAUCACAAUUAAAUUAAAACGAGCAGUCUGAUACUAUGCAUGCUUACUGAGAAGUAAAUCCCACUGAGUUAAGUCUGCUGAUGCUGUGGUCCUCUACUAAUUUAUCCAAGUAAAUAAGACUCCUGAAAAUAAUUAGGAUAAGAAAAACAGACAGUGUGACUGUUAACGCCCAUUCAUAUGCUUGGCUGAGGUCAAGCAGUUAAAAAGAGUCAAUGGAUUCUCUGUGUGUGGCGCGUUCUAAGAUUUUUGAGGACUGCUUGAGAGUAACUAAUGAAAAGUCAGGAGUUGCCCCAAUGGACAUCACAGUGAUUGGCAGGACCCAAACAUAUGUAGCAAACACAGAAGUUCUAAUGCUUUCAAGGCUAAGGUACAGAAAUGUGUUCUUAGGGAUUAAUGGAGAAGGCAGGAAACAUGUUAUAGCCCUGGUCUCCAAAUAUGCCAAGCAGCUGCAAUAUCAUUUAAGGAGAGCUGUGGGUUCUUGGCAUCUCUCAAAAUCUGGUGAACAGAAUGGUUUUUCCAACAACAAAAACUGUGUCAGAUUAUUAUGGCUUUCCCCAUGGAAGCACAUUUUUGGUACUUUCCUUGAUGCUUCUGGAGAUGUCUUGUGCAUUACGGAGUACGAGCAUUUCUCCCCCACUUUUUAAUACCUAAAUCAUUUCAAUAGUGAUUAGAACGCUUUUCCUAAGCCUUCUAAUAUGCCUUCUUUGAGGAGUUUGCAGAUUGUUGCUUGAUACAUUUUGCAAUUAUUUCACGGGCCUUUGGCUCCAGAGAGGUAGCAAAAUCUAAGUAUCUGCUAACUAAUUGAAGUACCCAUAGUGUUUCAGAAAGAGCCUUGACUGAAAUUAUGGAGCAGUUAUGGUUUGUUUGCUGUUUGCUGUUGCAGCCCAGAUGGGAGUUGGAGAGGGGAAAUCCAUAGGCCAGUGGUAUGGACCAAACACAGUUGCACAAGUACUCAAGUAAGUGCUCAGGGAAUCCAGCUGUCUUGGGUAUUAUUAUUUUUUAGUACACUAAACUCUUAGUAACUGUUACUGUGCUAAAAAUUAGAAUUAUUUGCCUUGGAUCGAAUGAUUAGAAAACAUUUAUCCAAAUCAACACACAUAUAUGCAGUUCUGACUUACACCAUAUCACAAUAUGCAUUUUGUAUUGUAUUAGUGGAAGGGGUGAUUGAGGUUAGGGUUCCAUAUAAGUAAAGAGUCUAUGAGGAAGGCGGAUAACACUACGUAGAUAUUCUGCCUCACUGGUUAUUAGAAGGCCAGCCUAGACCAUGUCUCAUCGCUGACAUUUUACUAUGAUGUUUGUAUUUUAUACACACGGGAAACAUCUCCUGUGAAAUAAGAGCUGCAAUAACUUGCUCGCUAAAAUAAUAUGAAAAAUAAGGCUUGGGGUACCAUAUUUGCUACAUGACUACCACCGGGUAGCAAUCUGGAUUUCCAAAGUGUUCUAAACCCUUGAUGUAGUGGCAGAUUCUCGUUUCUCUAAUGCAUUUGCCUCUAACUUUCUUCUCGUUCUCUUCCUUCUAGAAAACUUGCCACUUUUGAUACAUGGAGCUCCUUGGCAGUGCACAUAGCCAUGGACAAUACUGUUGUGAUGGAGGAAAUUAGUAAGUGUUUCCUUUGUGGGGCUGUGUUGUCUUUUUGAUGAAAUAAAUCUAUAUGGAAUGGAAUGGAACUGUGGAGUGUCUAUGUUACAGCAAUGCUUCCUGACUCUCAUUGGGGAUGUGCUUUAGAACCCAACCAGAAAAGCCAAAUGAGUACAAUUAACUUUCAUCAUUUCAGAUUGUAAAGUGAAACUGAUUCUUAACUAUGAACAAGGGCACUUCUUUUAAAAAGGGGAAAGAAUUUUACAAAUAUCAGACCACUGACUAAUUUAGGUGGGGCAUGUUAGAGGUGGGUGCCGGAAAUAGGACAAGAGCAGAAAUCUUCUCGAGUGCUUUCAUAUUGUGCUUGGAGGAAAGUGGAAAGUUUAGGUCCUAUUGUUGGUGCCCCGACUCUUAAAUUCUGUGAACACAAAGGAUGGUUUUUUGGCAGCUCUUUGAGACUUUUGCUGAAAGUGUUUCUGCUUAUGACUUAUCUCUUCAUAGGAAGGCUGUGCAAGCUCAGCUGUCCAUGUCCUGGGGCUUCAGCAUUUCCUGCUGCAGAAUCAGACUUGCUUUCCAAUGGUUAUCCAGAUGGAGCAGAAUGUAUGGACAGGCUAUUGUCCUGGAAACCUUUGGUACUCCUGAUACCUCUUCGCCUUGGUCUCACAGACAUCAAUGAAGCCUACAUUGAAACACUGAAGGUAGAGGUGGAAAUUACUUACCUGGGAGCAGAACUUGUUUAUGAGUAGACAUGCCUAAAUUGUGCUGUCAAUUACCUUGCUCCUUGCAAAUCUUGUGCACUGCAGUGGUCCUCCUUUGCGGCAGAACAUUUGUUCUAAAAAUGAGUGUUCUGCUGCCUUUUCCUGAAUAAUCUGCAGGCCAGCAUGUGUCUCCAUGUUUCUAAACACAGAUUGUUCUUUACUUGAGUAGUUUUUCCAGUUUAUGCCAGCUAAUAUGUGACUCAUUGCCUGUCUGUUUUCCAGCACUGUUUUAUGAUGCCUCAGUCCUUAGGAGUCAUUGGAGGAAAACCUAAUAGUGCUCAUUAUUUCAUUGGAUAUGUAGGUGAGUAACUGUCAUCAGUGAGUACAUCAGUGGGUUACCUAGCUAAAUUUUGGGAGUACAGCUAUAAGCCUACCAAGGGAGCAACUUUAUCAGAUGCACAUUGCCAUGUCACAUGGCACGCCUUGCCAUUAAAGAAGAAUGCUUUGCUAAAUAACAAAUCUUUGUGUAUCAUUUUGGUUUAGAUAAAGUAUUAAUUGUUGAGAAAUAGAGUCAGUGCUUCCCCCCACCCCUAGAAAAAUAGGUGCCAGAACUCACCAUGAAGUUGUUACAGUAAGUGUCACAAUGUUUAAUAACAAAAAAGAGGUGCCAGUACUGUGUGCCCUUGGGUACCCCCUGAAAAAAAGGCACUGAAUUGAGUGGUCCCUCAUGCAUUACCAUCUUACGCCAUUUUUCACUGUUUCCUUUUGCAAGUAUUUAAGACCUCUCUGACUUUCCCAUUCUUGAUCUUCCUGAAAUGUAGCAACAGCGUACAUUUGAUCCGUUCUCUUCCCAUGGGAAGUCUAAUAUUGUAUUUCUUUUUUAUGGCGUCUAUUUUUGUCUAGGUGAAGAAUUAAUCUAUCUUGACCCACACACUACUCAGCCUGCAGUGGAGCCCAUGGAGAGCGGCCACAUCCCUGACGAGAGUUUCCACUGUCAGCAUCCACCCUGCAGAAUGAGCAUUGCGGAGCUUGAUCCUUCAAUUGCAGUGGUGAGUGUGUGCACCUGCAGUGAACUUUCACGUUGUGAGACAGCUGUUAACUGUCUUUCAGCUCUCCAUUAGUUUCCAGCUGAUUCCUCUCCCUACAAGGACAGUGGUUUUGUCUUGCCUCCCUCCCAUCUUCUCACUAUACUAACCAUUUAGCUUUCAAAAUGUGUCUGCUUCUCAAAACAUAUCCAAGAUAUAUUCAUUUACACAGAACACGAGACACGAUUCCUGCUGAUCUUGAAGGCAUUUUCCAUUUUCUGUUAAUGUUAAGCCGAUGCAAACUUUGCCUUUCCUUGUAGGGCUUCUUCUGCAACAAUGAGGAAGACUUCAAUGACUGGUGCCAGCAAGUAAAGAAGGUUUGUCUACAGCAAGUCCUUUGGUAAAAAAGGAUAAUAUGUGCCCAAGUAACUUUUAAAAAAUUAUAGAAGUGAAUUCAGCUUUGACUAAUACAUUUGAACAGAAUUAGCAUUAAUGCAAAAAUGUGUUGACCAUAUGAUCUUAGCUUGACUUCUUUGAGACCAGGGCCUUUCUUAAUAGCCAUGUGACCAGCAUCUAGGAUAAGUCAGGAUUGAGGAACCUGUGGUGUUUUAGAUGUUGCUGGAUGCAACUCCCCUUAACCCUGUUCCCUAUUAGCCAUGCUGACUGGGGCUGAUGGCAGUUGGAAGUCCAGCAACAUUGAGGAAGCCACAAGUUCCCCAUUCCUGGGGCAAAGGAACGUUCAGGUUGUACUUAACUAGGGAAAUGUUUCAGCUGCUUCUCUUUUUAAACCUUUUUGCCUGCUGCUCCUCCUGUGAAGUUCCCCAUUAAAGAUAUAUUUGUUAAUAUAUUUAUUGAUCAUUUGCGUCCUCCAGGAUUUUUUUAAAAAGUCAUGGUGUUUUGUAAAAAAGCAUCUAAGGCUACAAUGCUAUGCAAGCUUUUAAUAGUAAUCAGCCCAAAAUGGGGACUAAGCCCUAAUGAAUACAUCCAAACUUACUUUGAAGUAAACAUACUUUGCAUUUCACUGUAAAAUGAUAUUAAAUAAGCAAUAGCUUUUAAAAUAAAUCCAUAAAGUGUGAAACUGUCUUGCUCAGCAUUAACAAGUUAUGGUAAACCCUAGAAAUAACUUGACUGAGGAAUUACCAGCUAGUUGUACACUUUCCCCAUUAUUUUCCAACAGUUGUCACUGAUCAGAGGAGCCCUACCAAUGUUUGAACUGGUUGAACACCAGCCUUCACACUUCUCUAGUCCUGAUGUUUUGAAUCUUACUCCAGGUAAUGCUUGCCUAUUUGACUGUUUUUUGGUUACUCCAAUUGCAUAAUUGUUGUGGUAGCUUUUAUUUCUUCUUAGCCUAAAGUAUAUAUCCUAGAUGAGGUAUUCGGCAUUGGAAAGCCCACUGAAAUUAUUCAUUUCAGUUGCAGUUUUGGAAUGUUUAACCCCAUAUAGAAUCACUAUUGAAAUGAAAUCCCUUAUGUGGACAGAUGGGACAUAGUGACCAUUUAGGCACACUUUCUUUCAUUAGAAGGAAUGAGGAGACCAACCUAUUUCUUGUCAGAAAUAUUAUGCAUACGCUUGUGAUACUGGUCUCCCUUCUAGCAAAAUGUUAACUAAUGCUUUACUUAUUUCACCAUUCCUGCUUGUGGGAAAACGUUUACCUUUAAAUACUAUUUUCUCUAUAACUGUAACAAAUCCCCCUUUUGUUGUUGUUAAAUUUAUAUCCCACUGUUUCUCAAGGUGACUUAUGUGGGUCUCCCCCUGCUGUUAUUCUCACAACAAUCCUGUGAAGUAGGUUAGAGUUGACUGACUCGAGGUCUUUCUGUGAGCUGCUAGACUGAAUGGAAAUAUAAACCCUGGUUUGCUAGGUCCUAGGUCUCUCCAAAACUCCUCUCUACAAAUUUUAACGGAGAAUAUUUGGUAACAUUGUCAUUACAUAAUUUUACAGCCGCAAUUAAUAUUUGACAACCAGCAUACAAUAUUUAGUAAAUUAUAACUCUUAAGUAAUCUCUUGAGUAGGUAAAAAACCCAAAUAUUGUUUAAUUUUGAUGUCAGAUUCAGAAUCUGAAUUUUGAGGUGAAAUUCCAAAUUGUGAAACUUUAAAUUUUGUCAAAGGUUUGCGAAAAUCCUUAUCAGAUCUGAUUUGAAAUUUGUUUCUAAUAUUUAUCAUAAAAUUAUAGCAUGCUUUGCUUGAGUUUCUGCUUUUUAGUGUACACUAACAUUUUAUGUGGUUUCUGUUGGGACUGUUUAACAUUUUUUGCCAGUACAAUGAUCUGUGUGUUUCUGUUGCCCACUCAUGUCAAACUGGACUUGUUAAAUUAGCUGGACAUGGUGAAUCUCAUUGCCAGCUACUUGAACUUGUUCUCUUUGGAUCAUAGACACCAUGGCAAUGUUGUUGUUUUUUGCAUCUAACCUUAUACGGGGAAUAUGGUGAAGAGACUCACAUGUAAUUAAUAAUGUGCCCAGGCGCUAAUUCACACUUUCAAAGCAAAGUAUUGUGCUUUGUGUAGUAUGUAUCAUGUGUAAUAUGCAAGGGAACAAGCAUAGCUAUUUCAGGAUAAAGAGUGUAGCAUCAUAGCACUUUAGUAUGCUCUCACUCUUCAGAGCUAGGGAAAUUACAAUAUUCAUUGACCUCUCCCAGGUAUAACAGGAACAGAGCCCGUUUGCAUGUUAUCUGAUCAGUUAUUUUCUUUUACCUGCACAAGCAAUUUUCCAUAAUGUGCUGGUUCCGAAAACAGUCUAGUAGUGUUCCUGGUCUUCUUGAUAGAUCUAAAUAUAUGUGCUAGUGCAAAUAAUUCCAGGACUAUAUUAAUUAUGAUUAUACCUCUCUCUGCCUUUCAGAUUCUUCCGAUGCAGACAGACUGGAAAGAUUCUUUGAUUCAGAAGAUGAAGACUUUGAAAUCUUAUCUCUUUAAAGAACAAUAAGAAGCUAACUCUGCCAAUAUGUGUUGUGGGGGGAGGGGAGCUCCAUGGAGAGCCUAGGGCUACCAGCUUUCAUAGGUGCUUGUUGACAUCCCUGCCUCCCAUCCACCCCAGCAUUCUGUGCAGCCUUGGAGCUGAGUGGAUUUUUUUGCAGUGGGAUCAAGAAACGGGUCAUCAUUUAAGGCCUUAAUAGAUUUAGUCAGGCUUUCUCUGUGCAAGAGUACCUGCAGGAAAAGGAGGCAGUGUUUCCUAGGAGCUGAAGAUUAUUUUUAUGUUAGCAAGCCAAAAGGGUAAGAAAGAAUAGGAAAAGCCCUUCUGAGUGCUUGGUUCUUACAAGUUCUGUUAUUAAGGAAAACUUAAAAUCCCAUUUGCUUCUGUCUCACUUUUUGUAGUUUGAUGUGGAAACCAGCAUAAAAUACAGACACCUAUCCAAUAGCUGUCUCUUUAGCCCAGCAGAAUGUGUUCUGUGUAAAUUGGGGGGUAAAAGCUCUCACAAGAUGAUUUGCAUCAACUGUUGCUACUCAUGCUUUAAUUUAUCUCGGAUACAGUGCUUCCAGAAAGAUGUAUUACUGCUUUUAAGUUCCAAAAUGGCCCUUCAUUUUGAACUCCCAUACUCUGCCCGGUGGUGUCAUUCUAGAAAUCACGGAAUCUCAUCAUGCAUAGCAAAGAAGUAUGGGUCGAAAAUUACAAAUAUAGCUUUUCAGUAUACAGAGUAGGGAGGGCUUGGACAAGUGCUCUCUUUCAGCUUGGAGGCCAUUCACAGCACAUCCAAAAGGAAGAACUGGCAAGUUAACCAGGAUAUGGCUUCAUUAAAUAUAACCUGUAUUUGUUGGGUAUUUUUCUAUUCCAUAUUGAAAAUAUGGUGGCUGCUAUUUAAUAAAAUGUGGUGGUAGAAACAUCCACCAGCUCACUUGAAUUGAAAGUACCUCUGCUUCCUUCUCUUGAUUCCAUCUUUGUUUUUAGAUUCUGAUCAUGAAAUCCGGAGAUUGUUACAUGGAUUUAAAAUGCUUUGCUUUAAUGCCAAAAUUGUGAUAUUAAAAGCCUGGUGUGGUUAUUGCCAGAGGCUUGGCCCCCUCUUUCUUUCCCUGGUUUAUACACUACACAAGGUUAAGUUUCUCUUGCGUGGUGAUGUUCACUUGCUUUUCAGUUUUAUGUUGUGACUUGUAAGGUAUACUAGUUUCUAUAGAAAAGCUCAGCAGAUUCUGGAUGCCUUGAAAUGUUAAUUUACCAGCUCUCAGCUAGGCUGGAAAUGGUGGCUGCUGUACUCUUAAAAUAGCAUUAGAGCUACCUUUGUUUAGAAGAGAUGAGAAUGGCUGGAGAGGACCCGCCACUCCCCCACCCCCAAGUAUUGACCACCUUUUUGAAAUUCAGUCGCUUCAUUGAUGGAUGCUGGAGGUGGCAAAUAUGUUUACAAAGCAUUUUUUCCUGCAUUUAUCAGCAGUGCUAUCAGCCUAAAAGAUGGCAGUAUAGCCAUCUAUAAAGUAACUGCAUCUAGGGGUAACUGGUCUACUGGUAGUAGGUAGUAGGUCUGAUUGCCCCUUAAAGCUGCCAUAGCAGAGGUCUGAACCAUGAUGCUUAUUUGUCAUUGUUAUAACUUGCUGUCUUUCUCUUGCUGUUUCUCCUCUCCUCUUGAUCAUAGACUUUUGGAGGGAGAGGAGGCAGAGGAAGUGGGGCUGUGCUCCAUUCAUCAACUGCUUUCAAUUUGUAUCUGAAUAAACCAAGUUAAAAGAAACCUUUGUAUUUUUGGUACUUCUGCCCUGCUGAGUCGGAAAUGUCAGACUAAUUGAAAAGUGGGUCAUAACCAAAUGCUGUUUGCAACAUAUUCCAUGAAAUUUUUGGCCUGCUCUGUAAGAUAGGGUAGAGUCCCUUCCCCUGAAGGAUCAAACCAGGAGUGGCAAGAAACAUUCUGCUCACUUCUCUCCUCCAUAUUCUGGUACUGCUUGCUUUGUGAGGCCAAAGCUGCAUUUUUCAUAGAAUCAGAAUUGUAGAGCUGGAAGGGAUCCUGAGGAUCAUCUAGAAUCAAGUCCCUCAGGGCCUCUCCUUGCACGCUGCUUGACAAUGCUUGGUCGAUCUCUGUGGAAGCCAGAGCAUUUCCCCACCAGUUUGUGCGAUGCAACGGGUGCUCCUGGGACAUGCUCGGUUCCCUACUUAUCCUGUGACAAGGGCAAAAUAUAGGACAGGAUCUGGCACUGGUAGAUGCCUCACUGCUCUUGUUGAACAUGUGCUCUUCUAGUCACUGAGUCUGGGACCAAACUCCUGGUUUCCUUCUGCAUUGCUGAGAAGUAGGCAACCUCACUAGGAAGCAAAGAAGAUUGAUCCUGCUUAUAUAAUACAGGGUAUAAUGUCAUCCCAAGGUUACGGACUAACUUCUGGGAGAGGCAGAAAAAUGAGGUACUUGUUAUGUCCUAACACAGCAAUCAAACAUGAGGCCUAAAGGUUGCAUGCUGUCCUUGAGGCUUUGAUAGCCCUGGCACUGCCAAGGAUGGUGCUGGGGAUGAAGCGUAAGAGCUCAGACAAGGUCCUAGAGUCCUCCACCUUCCCAAAGCCUAGUUAGUGCUUUUUCAACUUUGAGAAGAAUGUGAGGGCUCUAGGACCCUGCCAGAGCCCCAUGCCUGCUUCCCCAAGUCCAGCGCCUUGCGAGGGCUGGGUGUUUGUAUCUUUAGUUUUCUAUGUACUUCUGUUUUCCUUUAACACAUGUAAAAGAAUACUGAGAUCAGAAGAUAAUGAUGGAAGACAGCCUCAGUGUCUAUAUUGCACCUUUGAGACCAUGAAAUGAUGUAGUACUAGAAUUGCAUCCUACUGUAACCUCCCCUGCUCUUCAGUCCAAACUUUGAUGGUGAUCUUGAUGGUUACCUAUAACUACCCUCAAACUGAGUAGUAAGAAUUUUGAGAAUAGCCCUGUGGUUUUGUCAAAACUUUCUGG
Molecule: messenger RNA, 20317 nt
Organism: Podarcis lilfordi (Lilford's wall lizard)
Lineage: Eukaryota; Metazoa; Chordata; Lepidosauria; Squamata; Lacertidae
Source: the annotation of a GenBank genome assembly